Molecule: messenger RNA, 2052 nt
Organism: Vanessa tameamea
Lineage: Eukaryota; Metazoa; Arthropoda; Insecta; Lepidoptera; Nymphalidae
Gene: Taf5
Product: transcription initiation factor TFIID subunit 5
Exons: 12
Coding region: 48-2003 (651 amino acids)
Biological process (GO): transcription initiation at RNA polymerase II promoter
Cellular component (GO): transcription factor TFIID complex
Molecular function (GO): RNA polymerase II general transcription initiation factor activity; protein binding
Source: RefSeq, a predicted model, not a curated record
AACAAGACUACAACUAUAUAAGUUAUCUUUUUUAUAUGUGACUUAAAAUGGGCGACAAAUCAACACCGCUUUUAGCGGUCCUCCAACUUCUACGAAAGUAUGAUUUGAAGGGCACUGAAGAAAUUUUAAGGAAAGAAGCAAAUCUAGGUGACGCUGAAUAUGAAAAUUUAGAUUUACCUGAAGUUGAACUUGCCAGUAUACUUACAGCACAUCAUACUGAAAGUGAUCCAUAUAGCUAUGAGUUUGCUUACGAUAGUCUAAAAAAAUUUGUUGAAAACUCUUUAGACAUAUAUAAGUAUGAGCUGUCAACAUUCCUGUAUCCAGUAUUUGUUCAUAUGUAUUUAAUCCUAAUUUUAUAUGAUCACAAUGAACAUGCUAAAAAGUUUAUGGAAAAAUUUGGUCCAGAACAAGAAGAUUAUUAUCAAGAGGACCUUAAACGAUUGGCAGUGGUUGAAAAUAAAGAUCAAAUAAAGGGUAAUGAACUUGCAGAAGUAUACAAUACAAACAAAUUUCAAGUUCAACUGUCAAGAGAUGCCUCUACACAAUUAAAAAGAUACCUACAUGAACAAAAAAGUUCACCUGUGAUCAUAAAUAUAAUUAAUAACCACAUUCAGAUUGACAUUCAUGAUGGUCCAGGGAGGACACAAGCCCAGGUAAAAGCAACUGUUGGUGGACUCCUUGGUGAAGCUUCAAGGAAUGAUAAUCGCUCCAAAGUUUUCUAUGGACUUCUAAAGGAACCUGAUAUUCAAGUUCUUCCUGCUCCAAUUGAAGAUGAGGAUGAAGCUGAUGAAACUCCAGAUAAACCAAAAAAAAAGAAAGCUAAAAAGGAUAAUAUAUUUAUGAAAAAACCAAAAUCUGAUCCUAAUGCUCCUCCCAAUGACAGAAUUCCAUUACCUGAAUUAAAAGAAACUGAUAAAAUUGAGAAAGGUAAAGCUCUUAGAGAAGCUUCUAAACGUGUCCAGCUUGGUCCUGACAGUCUACCUUCCAUUUGUUUCUACACACUAUUGAACAGUGGCCAAACUGCUGUUUGUGCCGAUAUUUGUGAUGAUUCUACUUUACUUGCAGUAGGCUUCAACAAUUCUUCAAUUAAGGUAUGGACAUUAACAACUGUUCGCUUACGAGGAAUGAAAUCAGCAGAAAAAUUGCAAGAUAUUGACAGAGAAGCAGGUGAUGUUUUGGUAAGAAUGAUGGAAGAAAAAGAUAGAGACACAUGUCGUACACUAUUUGGACACUCAGGUCCUGUGUAUAAAGUUGCGUUCGACCCAUUCAAAACCAUGUUAUUGUCUUGUUCAGAAGAUUCAACAGUUCGACUAUGGUCGCUGCAGUGCUGGACGUGUUUAGUGGUGUACCGUGGUCACGUGUGGCCAGUGUGGGAUGUUCGUUGGUCACCAUAUGGCUACUACUUUGCAUCGGGUGGCCACGACCACACGGCACGUCUCUGGGCCACCGAUCACCACCAGCCUCUUAGGAUAUUUGCAGGACACCAUUCUGAUGUGGAUUGCAUACAAUUUCACCCAAAUUCAAAUUACAUUGCUACUGGCUCCAGCGAUCGUACAGUUAGAUUAUGGGACUGUUUAACUGGAACCCAAGUUCGGAUUAUGACAGGACAUAAAUCAACACCAUUCGCAUUAGCUUUUUCCGCAUGUGGGAGAUGGUUAGCAUCAGGAGCUGGAAAUGGAGAAAUAGUAGUGUGGGAUAUGUCGACAGGCUUGCCUACGGCGACCUUACCGCCUAUGCACUCGGCACCUGUACAUGCAUUAGCGUUUAGUCGCGACGGAACUAUCUUAUCUUCUGGUGCUUUGGAUUCCACCAUCAAGCUUUGGGAUUUCAGCCUAAUAUCUGACGAAAGUUCGAGCGAAGAAAGUGGGAUGACUAACGUAACACAAAAAGAAGAAAAAUUUUUAUUACGUUCCUUUGCUACAAAAAAUUCACCUAUAAAAAAUUUACAUUUUACUAGAAGGAACCUUCUGCUAGCUGUUGGAUCAUACGAAGGAAGUUCAUAGAAUUUAGUUAUGAAAUCAAUUUAUUAAAUAAACAUUUCAUUUACACAUU